Messenger RNA from Fusarium verticillioides 7600, 1881 nucleotides. Its product is annotated as 60S ribosomal protein L11. Bases 79 to 600 code for a protein of 173 amino acids. Gene Ontology annotation, molecular function: structural constituent of ribosome; RNA binding. The transcript has 4 exons. The record is from RefSeq and is a predicted model, not a curated record. Gene Ontology annotation, biological process: translation. NCBI's taxonomy places the organism in Eukaryota, Fungi, Ascomycota, Sordariomycetes, Hypocreales, Nectriaceae. Gene Ontology annotation, cellular component: cytosolic large ribosomal subunit; ribosome.
ACAAAAACUGAAAAAUUAUUCUUGCAACCUUCGCGAUCUUCGACAACUCCAUCACCAGGUCGACUAAUAACAGCAGCCAUGGCUUCCGAGAAGGCAAACAACCCCAUGCGGGAGCUGAAGAUUCAGAAGCUCGUUCUGAACAUCUCCGUCGGAGAGUCUGGUGACAGACUUACCCGUGCCGCCAAGGUGCUGGAGCAGCUUUCUGGUCAGACCCCCGUCUACAGCAAGGCUCGCUACACCGUCCGAACCUUCGGUAUCCGACGUAACGAAAAGAUUGCUGUCCACGUCACCGUCCGAGGCCCUAAGGCCGAGGAGAUUCUUGAGCGUGGUCUCAAGGUCAAGGAGUACGAGCUCCGCAAGCGCAACUUCUCCGAGACUGGCAACUUUGGCUUCGGUAUCAGCGAGCACAUUGAUCUUGGUAUCAAGUACGACCCCUCCAUCGGUAUCUACGGCAUGGAUUUUUACUGCUGUAUGACCCGACCUGGUGAGCGCGUUACCCGCCGCCGCCGAACCAAGUCCCGUAUCGGUGCCAGCCACCGCAUCAAGCGCGAGGAGACCGUCAAGUGGUUCAAGUCUCGCUUCGAUGGCAUUGUCCGAUAAACGGUUGAAAAAAAAAUGGUUGUUUGAAUUUACGGAUGGUCACGGCGAAUAUUAAGAGGAAAACUCACAUGGGACAUGUAUUUUCUGUUGCCUUUGCUGCAUCAGCUUGACUUGAAAUUUUCAGUCGAGCCACGGCCUGAGAGACCGACCGGCGCUCUGCCGGCUUUCCGAUAUUCACUAUGAAUGUGACAUUGCCAUCAAUCGUCAGAUCACUGGUACUUUGUCUGUUUGGCCUCUCGUCUGUUUACGUCUACGCGAGACGUUAUAAACAUGUCCUUCGGGGACUUUGGUGCAUCACUUGUAUCCUGGAUGAUUUCUCUUCUUUGGAGUAAUGUCAAUGCUCCUGACUUGUGUGUGACUACUAUACUCUGAGUCAUUGCUUGUGACGUUUAUGCGCCCACCGAUCGUAAUUGAUCGUCAACGUAGUGGUAAUUGACCAGCUCGUAUUGAACAUAUCGCAAUGCUUCCGAUGCUGACACCGUAUAAUGCAAGGGCUAUUUGGCUAUGGGUUGUCAAAUUUGAGCGUGAAACUGUCGACUCUGGGCGCUAAAAUUUCACAAUCGUUCCAUAUCAACUUUUCUCAUAUUAUCAUCAUCUCACAGCAAACGCACAGGCAACUGCCCCUAGCGGCAGGACUGAAGAAACUGGCUCUCAUGUUCCAAGAUAAUUAUGUUUCGUGAAAGAGAUCAAGAUCACGAUGCUUUCCCAGUUGCACGAGGAAACAUUCCUACAAGGGAUGGUCCAUUGGUGCUUAUGGCGUCUUAAAAUCUUUGGUGGGCGCUCAAUAUGACCCGAAUUCUCCUUACACUCGAGAAGCCUUAGAGAGCGAAAGCCGACACCCAUAGCUUUCAUGGGUCAUUCGUGUUAGACCAAGCCAAAAGCUCAAGGAAACCCCUUACUAUAGCAAGGUCUUCCUUUGGUAUAUGACUGACUGACAAUUUGUUCUAUUGUGGAUACACCCCAGAUUAUGGAUAACAGCAUCUGAUAUGUAUCUUGGGACACAUCGGACAUCCGUCAACACAAAGCAGUUAAUGUGGAAAAACCAUAAGUAGCAAGGCUUCGAGGUCUUAUAGAUUAGUUUAAGAUCGGGAAUCUCCAGCGCAAGGCUACAAGAUAACAAGCGUGCUCCGGUUGUCAGCCGCCAGAGCUCGCCAUUAAUCAAUUUGACGGCCCCGGUAAAAGUGUUGUUCUGACGUCUCUGAUAGCGUUGCGAGUUGGCCAUUCACUUUGUUGGCCAGUACCUGAGCCAGGGGGCGAAAAGAAAACCUAGGACCCUAUCCG